AUGGUACGUUCGCACUUGCGAUUAUUAGGUCGCUUUAAAAUAGCCAUUAAUGAGUUUUGCCCUGAUAUAAAUGAACUAAAGCAAAUUUUCAAGCCGCAAUUCUUCGACGCUUGUAUAAAAGCUUUGCGAAAAGUAGCUAAUUGGGAUAAUAGCUUAAUGUGGUUUAAAACUCCUGCGGUAGCACAGCACUUAACUUCACUAAUAAAAAAAUGUGGAUACAAGCAAAGGACAGAGUUAAUAAAAAUACAGGAUGAAGAUUUAAAAAAGGAUUUGGACGAUUUUUUACUUUUGUGGGAGGAAGAAAUACCCACCCUUAUAAACAAAAAGGCAUGUGAGGAUCAGGCAAACCAAAAACGAAAUAAAAAAACUGUUUUGCCCUCCAGAGAAGAUAUAAAGAAAUUAUAUUUAUACUUGAAAAAUAAAAUAAUUGAAGAAAUUAAAGUUUUGGAAAAAAAAUUUUCGUACCAAUCGUGGAUGGAGCUAGUUAAAUCUACUCUGAUUUUUAUUCAAAUCUUCAAUAGGAGAAGAGCGGGUGAAAUCGAGCGAUUGACACUCUCUAAUUAUAAAAAUAAAGAUGGUAUAACUGGAAAUAUAGAAGAAGAUAUUUUAACGACUAUAUCAGAAGAAUCUCUAGAUUUUGCUAAACAAUUUGUUCGAAUUUCCAUCAGAGGGAAGUUGGGAAGAACGGUGAGUGUGUUGUUAAACCCGCUAUGUGUUCAAGCCAUUGAAGAGAUAAUAAAUCAUAGAGAGGCUGCAGGGAUAACUUCUAGCAAUGAAUACAUUUUUUGUAAAAGGAGCACAUCAACUUUAUCCAAGGAAUAUUUUCGGGCUUGUCCACUUUUAAAACAAUUUUCAAUGGAAUGUGGUGCAAGGAUACCAGAAAGUUUAAGAGGUACCACAUUACGAAAACAUAUAGCAACACAUACAUCCCUGCUAAAUGUAGAAGAAGCUUCUGUAGACAGAUUAGCCAAUUUCAUGGGACAUCAUAAAGAUAUCCACAAAAAUUUUUAUAGAAUGUCAGUUCCAGUAUCGGAAAUAACAUGUGUUUCUAAGUUAUUGAUGAACGCCAUUGGAGAAGAAAAUGAAGAGGGUGAUGAAGUGUUUGAAAAUAUGGUUGACGAGGAGGGGGAGCUUGAGACAAGAACUGAAUUUAACUCAAAUAGUUAUAUAGAUUCUAAUAAAUCCGAAGCUUCAGACGAGAGUAGUAUGUCAGAAGAAGUACCUAAGAAGAAGAAGAAAAGAAGAAGUACAUCACCUUUUGGAACAACCAAACGUUCCCGAUGGUCUCAAGAGGAAAGGGACGCAAUUAACUCCUGUUUUGGAUGUUUGAGAGAUUUGGAAAAACUUCCUAGCCUUACAGAGUGUAUUCAUGCUAUUAUCAAAUGUCCUGUCCUAAAAAAUAGAACUCCUGCCCAAAUUAAAACGUGGAUCGAUAAUCAGAGGAGAUACAAAUAAGCAUUUUUUUCAUACAGCGUUCCAAAAAUACUAAAAUCAUUGGCCGAUUACCUGUUUGUAUGGAGGAGUAAUAAAGAAUCAAUGUUGUUCUACAACAAAAAUAUUCCAAAAUUCGUGAUUUAAUAUUUAUAUAUUUAUAUUAUACAAUUAAAUACAAUAAUUAACAUUUAAAAUUUAAUUAAAUUAAAUAAUUAAAAUUUAACUGAAAUAGGCGUUGGGAAUAAUAAUAGAAACAAGUUAUUGUAAUGGAUUGGUUAUGUAAGAAAAUAUUUAAAAAAUAUUUCUUUUUAAAUUUUUUCAAUAGAAAUGUAUUUCUGAAAGUUAAAUAGACUUUUUGCUUAAUUUUUUCGUAUUUAAGUUGGUUUUAUGAGCAUUUUAUUGUUUAUCUGAAACCUGCACUACUUAACAAUUCGAACACAUUAGAAUGGGUAAAAAUUUAAUUAAACAUCAAGGUAUUUUGAUGAAAUGUCAAAAAUAUGCUAAAAUAAGUAAAAUUAAAUACAAAAAGGCCAAUAAGCAUCGAAAAUUCAAAACAAAUAAUAACGCAAUAGAUGGUUUAGAAUUUGGGAUUAAUAUCAUCUUAGAAACGAUAUAUUCUAUUAUAUUAAAAUUUAAAAUCAAUAUAAAACCAAAAUAUUUGAAAAAGUUUUCAUUUGAUUAUAUUUUUUAGAAGUCUAAUAAGCCUUUUUUUAUAAAAAAGGAAUGAAAAAAUUUUUUUUGUCGGAUUUUAUACCAUAUAAAAAAUGGUUUCUAUAUUGAUAUUAAUUUCCAAUAUUUAGUCCCCUAUGACAUUUUGAUACGUUAAGAAUUUUCGAUACUUAUUUGCCUUUUUUGUAUUAAAUUUAACUUAUUUUAAACUUUUUAUUAAAAUGCCAUUAUAUAAAGUUCAUUUUUAUUCGUUCUAAAGUGUUUGAAUUGUUACGUAGUGUAAAAUUGGCUAAUAUUUUCUCUGAAAAUUGGUAAGUUUUCGAUAUCUAUAUAUGGGCCUAAAAGAAAUGAAAAACAAAUAUUUUUUAAAUAUUUUGUUCCAUACCAAAUGCAUUAUAAUAACAUGUUUCUAUUAUUUUUUCCAAGGCCUAUUUGAGUUAAAUUUAAAUAAAAAUUUCCCGAGUCCAAAAAGCUAUAAUAUCUGAGUAGCAAAAGAAAGUAUACAUAAAUAGCUAUCAUUUGAGAUAUUGAUCAUCAAAUUCUACCAAAAAGUUUGGCAGAAAAUAGAAUUUCUAAUGAAACAUUUUUUUUCUAUUAUUUUGCCGGCACUGUAUUUUACCGAAGUCAUAACUGUUACGGUCCCUAAUUGUUUUAUAAUAAGAAUACACAAUAGUAAUCCAAGUCUGAAAGGCUUUAGUUUACAAAAAGCUUUAUCUUUCUAAUUUUAUGUUAAGAACUUUGUAACAAAUUUUUAAUUGGUAUACAUUAAAAGUAUUAUUUUUAUA
Messenger RNA from Lucilia cuprina (Australian sheep blowfly), 2888 nucleotides. RefSeq lists its product as uncharacterized. The record is from RefSeq and is a predicted model, not a curated record. Gene Ontology annotation, biological process: DNA recombination; DNA integration. Gene Ontology annotation, molecular function: DNA binding. Lineage: Eukaryota; Metazoa; Arthropoda; Insecta; Diptera; Calliphoridae. Bases 1 to 1455 code for a protein of 484 amino acids. The transcript is spliced from 3 exons.